Cornus florida is the source of this 1614-nucleotide messenger RNA. RefSeq names its product GDP-Man:Man(3)GlcNAc(2)-PP-Dol alpha-1,2-mannosyltransferase. NCBI's taxonomy places the organism in Eukaryota, Viridiplantae, Streptophyta, Magnoliopsida, Cornales, Cornaceae. Bases 87 to 1481 code for a protein of 464 amino acids. The transcript is spliced from 7 exons. Gene Ontology annotation, molecular function: GDP-Man:Man(3)GlcNAc(2)-PP-Dol alpha-1,2-mannosyltransferase activity. The record is from RefSeq and is a predicted model, not a curated record. Gene Ontology annotation, cellular component: endoplasmic reticulum membrane. Gene Ontology annotation, biological process: protein N-linked glycosylation.
AUGGUCGAAUAAAGACUUCCAUUGCUUUGAAGACUUUAUUGUAAGUAGGAUAUAUCAUUCUUUCUUGUUCUCUCUAAACAGAGUCGAUGGCGAUUGUGACAUUGAUAUGGGCUCUGAUCUCUGCAGUUUCAGCCCUAAUAAUUGCAAGAAUGGUAUGGAUUGUGAUGGGAGGUCGCUGGAAUAGGAAAAGGGCCGUAGGGUUCUUCCACCCCUAUACCAACGACGGUGGCGGUGGAGAGAGAGUUCUCUGGUGCGCCGUUAAAGCCAUUCAAGAAGACACUCCUCAUCUUCAUUGCAUCAUCUACACCGGAGACCACGACGCUUCCCCUGAAAGCUUGACGGCCCGAGCCCUAGAUCGUUUUGGUGUCAAAUUAGUCUCUCCACCUAAGGUGGUACAUUUAUAUAAAAGGAAGUGGAUUGAAGAAACCACUUACCCUCGUUUCACCAUGAUUGGUCAAAGCUUUGGUUCAGUCUAUCUUUCAUGGGAAGCUUUAUCCAAGUUCACCCCACAUUACUAUUUCGAUACUAGUGGAUAUGCUUUUACUUAUCCGGUUGCACGCAUAUUUGGAUGCAAAGUUAUUUGCUACACACAUUAUCCAACCAUCAGUUUAGACAUGUUAUCUCGUGUUCGUGGACGGAAUUCAAUGUAUAAUAAUAAUGCGUUGAUUGCUCAGAGCAUUUGGCUAUCCCAGUGCAAGGUCAUCUAUUAUAUAUUAUUUAGCUGGAUGUAUGGGAUAGUAGGCUCUUGUGCACACCUUGCAAUGGUGAACUCUUCCUGGACACAAUCUCAUAUUGAGAAGCUCUGGGGAAAUCCAGGCCGCAUUAAGCGAGUUUACCCUCCUUGUGAUACUUCAGGACUUCAGGUACUUCCCUUGGAAAGACAAAUGAAAAAUCCAACAAUAAUUUCUGUUGCUCAAUUCCGUCCAGAGAAGGCACAUGCUCUUCAACUUGAGGCUUUUUCAAUUGCCAUCAAUAAAUUAGAUGCAGACUUGCCUAAACCAAAGCUCCUAUUUGUGGGUAGUUGUCGGAAUAAGGCAGAUGAGGAAAGACUGCAGAAUUUGAAAGAUCAAGCUAUUGAACUGAAGGUGGCAGAGUAUGUAGAGUUCUACAAGAAUCUGAUGUAUAGAGACUUGGUGAGACUCCUAGGGAGUUCUGUUGCAGGGCUCCAUUCCAUGACAGACGAGCACUUUGGCAUAAGCGUUGUGGAGUACAUGGCUGCAGGUGCCAUACCAAUCGCUCAUAAUUCUGCUGGCCCAAAAAUGGACAUUGUGUUGGAAGAAGAUGGACAACAAACUGGAUUUCUUGCCCAAACUGUGGAAGAAUUUGCAGACGCCAUACUGAAAAUUACUAGGAUGCCAGAAACGGAAAGACUUAAGGUGGCUGCAGCUGCAAGGAGACGGGCAUGCAUGUUUUCAGAGCAAAAAUUCUAUGACGAUUUCAGAGCUGCUGUUCGACCAAUUCUGUGCAAUAUGAACGCAUAAAUAUGUCUCACUUGUAAUGUACACUAAAGGGAUCUCACUUGUUUGUUUGUGUUUUUUUACCCAGGAAGAGCAUAGGUAGGAAAACUGUCAUAUUUCAAUAUAAUCAAAGGAAUAUAAUGUUUUUUUUAAUCCA